AUGACAGAAGACUUCUCCCUUCACCCUUGCGAGGAAAAGCUCUCCAUCUUAUCCGAGAUUGCCGAUUUUGCUGCUUGGCUUAAAGGAGAUCCGCGUAACAACAUCGGGAUGAUGAACGCGAUACUGUUCUGCUUCUUCUUCUUCUUCUUCUUCUUCUUCUUCUCCGAGCUGGGAUUCCCCUCCUCUUUAUACAAAACGGAAUCUGUGAGAGGCUCGCUCAGCUCGGAUGUGUCCAUUAUGGUCAAAUUCUACCCAUCCGGUAUUCUUCCAGUGCCAGGCAGAUACUUCAUCGCCAUGUAG
Messenger RNA from Penicillium expansum, 300 nucleotides. RefSeq lists its product as uncharacterized. The record is from RefSeq and is a predicted model, not a curated record. The coding region runs from base 1 to 300 and encodes 99 amino acids. Lineage: Eukaryota; Fungi; Ascomycota; Eurotiomycetes; Eurotiales; Aspergillaceae. The transcript has a single exon.